AUGGAGAAUCUACGGAGGAGGAAGAGGGAAGAGUUGGCGAAUUCGAAAAUCGCGGUUUGUUUGGUUGGAGGGGCGAGACGGUUCGAGCUAACCGGACCUUCGAUCAUUGAGAAGAUCCUAAGGCUUUGGUUGCUUAAGGACGCACCGAGGCUUGCUUGGGUUCGUAUCUUGGAGCCCAAGCCAAUCGUCGAGACAGAGCCGAUGGUUCGAGUACUUACACCCAAGAAUUCGCCCAAUGGCAUUAAGUCCGGACGAGUUGACGGUUACUGGGCUGACCCGCUCGACCCGGAAUAUUUCAUACCGGGUCAGUACCUAGUCCCACCUGGUUCCUCCUACGGUGGUCUCAACGAUGGUUUCGGCGUCGGCGAUCUCAACACCUCUACGGUGGCUCUCUCCCGUCUCUCCCUCAUUCCCGACCUCGACUCGGCCGGCUUAACCCGUCUCAACUCCGAGUACGGAGUACCCGUGGCUGCACUUUCAAGCCGUGGACCGUUGAACGGUGCCAAAUGCCGUCCGUGCACGGUCACGUGCAGCGGCUCGUGCGUGGCGAAACUGAUGAGACGGCUGGAUAGAGGGUGGAGCUGGACGGAGUGGAAGAACGGGAUGUUGGAGCUGUGCGACGCACGUAGGGGAUUGGAAAAAGGUUGGGAGAAGAUUUUUGACGACGUUGCCGGAGAAAAACUUGCACGUGCGAGGAAACUAGUCGGAGGUUUGGAUUUGAGGAUAUGUGUGGAAGAGUUUGAUGAGAUGAGAGGAAUGACCGUUAAAUGGGAAGCUCCCGCGUCCGAACAGAUUUGUACGUUGGGCUUAAGGCCUAAUUAG
Molecule: messenger RNA, 822 nt
Organism: Arabis nemorensis
Lineage: Eukaryota; Viridiplantae; Streptophyta; Magnoliopsida; Brassicales; Brassicaceae
Source: the annotation of a GenBank genome assembly